GCUGGCCGACAGCAGUGAAUAGCAAUGGAUAGCAACAGUAACAAGUAACAUUAGCAAGUAUUUGUCUCAGAAGCCGUCGCAUGAAUGUAUUUGUGAAGCCAGUCUCUGAUGAGGUGAAGCGCUGAAUGUCCUUACAAAGUUACCGAAGAUGACACGGAGAUGACUCACCAGUGGCUUGGACAUCUGUGAUUUGACAGAAGAUGAGGCUUGCUCAGUUUGUCAGACUUGUCAUUGCUUGUAAUGAUUGCUAUUGUAGGCACAAACCACACUAACAUGCACAGCAAACUAUAGUGAAUCAUGACUCUUGCUUUUUGCACAUCACACCCACUAAAAAAACUAACUACACAGAUUAUCAUUUAGUUUGUUUUGAAUGGCUCUCAGUUAAUAACCAGUGCCGAAAAUGUCACUAGGUGAGCAGUCUCAAAAGUGGUUUCCAACCCAUGUCCAAGCCACUGUUCUUCAAGCAAACAGUUUACAGCCCAAGGGCAAAAAUGGCACCAAUGAUGCCUACACCAUCAUUCAGCUGGGCAAGGAAAAGUACUCGACGUCAGUGGCAGAGAAAACACUCAAUCCUGUCUGGAGAGAGGAGGCCUCCUUUGAAUUACCUGGUCUGCUUCUGGAGGGCAACCCGGAAGUAUAUGAACUCUGCCUUAUAGUGAUGCAUCGAUCCUUGGUAGGGAUGGACAAGUUCCUGGGUCAGAGGUCCAUCAACCUCAAUGAAAUCUUUGAUAACAAGGAGCGAAAGAAAACUGACUGGUAUUUCUUGGAGUCCAAGCCGGGAAAGAAGAGGAAAGAGCGAGGCCGCAUCCAAGUCAGCAUCCAGUUCAUGAGGAACAACAUGACAGCCAGCAUGUUUGACCUGUCCAUGAAGGAAAAGCCCCGCUCACCUUUCUCCAAACUUAAGGACAAAAUGAAGGGUCGCAAACAUGACAGCAGCUUUGGUGACACCUCUUCCGCCAUUCUGCCCCGCUCUGCUGUAUGCAACCUGGAGCCCAGCCAUCAGUCCUUUACCCCAGAGCAACAACCCCAACCAGAAGCAAAGGUCAAGAGACCAUUACUCGCAGGGGCCCAUAAACUCUCUGCAGCCCACUCCAUGUCAGAUCUCAUUGGCACUCACUUUAGGCCCAAACUGGACUCCAUGAACUCCAUAGAAGAGAGUGGGAGUACAGGUGGACCUCACAGGCGUUCCCAGAGCGAGGUGCCAGGCUAUCAGGACGGUGAGGCACACAGUGACCCUUUCACUGAUAUCAGUGACACCCUGCCACAGAAGUAUGCCACGCUCCCACGCAACCGCAACCCAUUUGAGGGGGAGCACGGGCAGCUGUGGGACCGCACAGAGCGGAAGGAGAAAAAGGAGAAGGUCAGCCUAUUGGAACGCGUGACAGGAAAGAAGGAAGGCCGCAAGACCAGCAACGGGGGGCGAUCGGGCAGCUCUGGAGACCUGCGUUCCCCCAACCCAUUUAGCGGAGACUCACAAGCAGACACUAACCCGUUCAGCUCAAACUACAAAGCCAGUGAUAAGAAGUUGACAGGAAAGGAAGACAUCACCUUUGGCCAGAAGAAGAAGAAGACAGACAUCUAUGGCAAGAAAAAUGAGGUGACACAGGAAAGCGUGGCCGCCUAUAGCAACUUAUCCUUUGAGGAAGUUGUGCAGGAACUCAUCAAGCAGAAAGAGAUAGUGAAAAAGAAAGACGCCCACAUCAGGGAGCUGGAAGACUACAUCGAUAACCUGCUUGUACGUGUCAUGGAGGAGACGCCGAGCAUUCUCCGGACUCCCUACGAGCCAAAAAAGAAGGCGGGUAAACUUAGUAAAAAAUAGUAAGAAGCAAAAAAAAAAAAAAAA
Molecule: messenger RNA, 1843 nt
Organism: Toxotes jaculatrix (banded archerfish)
Lineage: Eukaryota; Metazoa; Chordata; Actinopteri; Toxotidae
Product: rab11 family-interacting protein 2
Exons: 6
Coding region: 401-1819 (472 amino acids)
Biological process (GO): regulated exocytosis
Cellular component (GO): endosome; phagocytic cup
Molecular function (GO): small GTPase binding
Source: RefSeq, a predicted model, not a curated record